UUUAUGUCAAAUAUCAAAUUAGUUGGUGUCGUGUUUUUGUCAGAGACAAUUCUUGCACGCACUCAUAAAUAACCAAAAUAUCGAACGGCUGUGACGUAACUGGAGACUGUCCUUGUAUAUGUUUGUAAAUAGAGUGAAAACACGUUAGUUUGUGAUUUGUGCUCCAAAUUAUUUUGAUUUGUUAGCUGCAGUUGAAAAUUUUAAUUCCACAUGGAGUAUCAAGAAAUGUCGGUGAUUGAGGAACAUGCCGGAGCAGAGGGACUCCCUCGCAGGGAAUCGGGCAAGAGAGGUCGCAAACCGGGAAGAAAAUCCGCCGAUAAAGUUGACAUGAAAGCCAAAUUGGAACGCAGUCGUCAAAGUGCCAGGGAAUGUAGAGCUCGUAAAAAAUUAAGAUAUCAAUACCUAGAAGAAUUAGUAGCAGACAGAGAAAAGGCAGUCUUUGCAUUAAAAAAGGAAUUAGAAAAGUAUCUACACUUGGCCAAGGAAAUUGAUGAAGGGCGAAUACCUGAAGGGAUACAUGCACUAUUGGAGGAUACUACAAUUGAAGAUUUUAAACAAGAACUUUAACUUCCUCUUACGUAUAACAUUGUGAUAUUUGGGCUCUUUUUUGUAGUUAUUUCUGUUUUAAAUUAAGUAAUAUUACAAUCUUAAUACCCAUUGUUAAGUAGUUAUUAUAAAUUUCAUAUUAUUGAUAUGAAAGUUUGUAUUAACACACAUGAAAAAAUUAAAGGAUGCAACAUAUUUUAUUAA
Messenger RNA from Cylas formicarius (sweet potato weevil), 750 nucleotides. Its product is annotated as REPTOR-binding partner. Gene Ontology annotation, molecular function: DNA-binding transcription factor activity. The coding region runs from base 211 to 567 and encodes 118 amino acids. Gene Ontology annotation, cellular component: nucleus. The transcript is spliced from 4 exons. NCBI's taxonomy places the organism in Eukaryota, Metazoa, Arthropoda, Insecta, Coleoptera, Brentidae. Gene Ontology annotation, biological process: regulation of DNA-templated transcription. The record is from RefSeq and is a predicted model, not a curated record.